Entrophospora sp. SA101 is the source of this 366-nucleotide messenger RNA. Lineage: Eukaryota; Fungi; Glomeromycota; Glomeromycetes; Entrophosporales; Entrophosporaceae. The record is from the annotation of a GenBank genome assembly.
AUGCGUCAAUUUCCUCUAUAUGGAUGUCUGCCUGAAAAGAUAUCUAAGGAUUUAAGAGUUAUCAAUAAUAAAGAUGAUGUUGGUGAUUUAAUUAAUGGUAUUGCAAGCUUGAAUUUGAAUAGAGAAGAAGUAACGAAAACCACCACCACAUCAAUCACAACUGCAGCGCCUACAAUUGAUGAUGAAAAAUUAAAACAAUAUGCCAAAUUGAUCGAUGCUAUUCAUAAGAAAGUUAAUCUUAUGUUUAAGAAAUCAUAUCUCGAACAAAUCAACAACAAUAAUAGUAAUAGUGGUGACAAGGAUAAUGAUGCAUUGAUACUAUUGAAUAAUCAAGUUAAAUAUCAACAAAAUUUGACGGUGAAUUAG